AUGGGUGCUCUACGGUGGCUGUCCGUCGCCGCAGCUGCGGCAUCCACAGUGUCUGCCUUGACUCCGGACCAGUUUAUCAGCGCCCCACGGAGAUCCGAAGUUGUUCCUAACCCAUCGGGGGAUACCGGACUGUUCUCGACGUCGCAAUACUCCUUUGACACCCACUCGAGUCACACGUGGUGGAGCCUGAUCGACCUCAAGUCGGGAGAAAUCAGUACACUUACCAAUGACAGCCAUGUCUCGGAGGUCAUCUGGCUAGGCUCUGACGCUUCCACCGUCCUUUAUAUCAACAAUACCAAUGCGCAGAUCCCCGGGGCUGUGGAACUGUGGAUAUCAGAUACUUCUAGCUUUGCCAAUGGAUACAAAGCCGCGUCCCUACCAGCCAACUUGCUGGGAAUUAAAUCCGUCGUGACAGAUUCGGGAGACGUGCGAUACAUCUUGCGUGGAAAGUCCUAUCCAAAUGGCACCGUGUACAAUGAUAAACUCGCAGCAACGCUACCCAGCUCCGCUCGCAUCUACGAUAGCAUCUUCCCGCGCCAUUGGGAUACUUGGCUGACUCCGAUCUCUCACGCUGUUUUUUCGGGCACAUUGCAGAAUACGCCCGCAGAGGGCGGGAAAGCUCAGUAUACCGGUGCGGAGACUCUGAAGAACUUGGUCAAUCCGGUCAAGGGUGCAGAGAGUCCAUUCCCGCCGUUCGGAGGAAAUUCUGAUUAUGACCUCUCGCCUGAUGGGAAAUGGGUGGUCUUCAAGAGCAAGGCCCCGCAGCUGCCUUUGGCUAAUAAUACUGCGUCAUAUAUAUAUCUUGUUCCGCAUGAUGGGUCUGCGAAAGCGUUCGCGAUAAAUGGGCCCGAUAGUGCUGCUACGCCUACAGGGAUCGAGGGUGAUUCGAGCUAUCCGGUGUUUUCUCCGAAGAGCGAUAAGGUGGCAUAUUUCCAGAUGGCGGAUAGAGAGUAUGAGUCGGACCGUCGCACGCUGUACGUUUAUACGAUUGGUUCUGAUGAGACUAUUCCAAGCCUUGCAAAGGACUGGGAUCGCUCUCCAGACUCCGUCAAGUGGGUCGGUUCAGACAACCUGGUCGUGACCAGCGAAGAUCUGGCGCGAACCAGGCUAUUCUCCAUUCCGGUGACUGCUGGGGAUGACUUCAAGCCGACUAACUUCACGGAUGGUGGCUCUGUGUCCGCACACUACGUUCUACCUGACUCUACCAUUCUUGUCACUGGAAGCGCUAUCUGGACGAACUGGAAUGUAUAUACAGCAAGUCCAAGCCAGAGUGUUAUCAAGACAUUGGCAUCAGCCAACGAGAUUGACCCUGAGCUUAGUGGACUUGGACCCGCUGAUAUUGACGAGUUCUACUACCAGGGCAAUUGGACCACUCUCCACUCAUGGAUCAUCUACCCACAAGGCUUUGAUAAGACGAAGACAUACCCUCUAGCACUCUUCAUCCACGGUGGUCCCCAAGGUGCUUGGAGGGACUCGUGGAGCACGCGCUGGAACCCCAAGGUCUUCGCCGACCAGGGCUACGUCGUCAUCGCACCCAACCCAACAGGAAGUACUGGGUUCGGUGACGCCCUCACCGAUGCGAUCCAAAACAACUGGGGCGGCGCUCCCUACGAUGACCUCGUCAAAGCAUGGCAAUACGUCCACGACCACCUCGACUUCGUCGACACAGACAACGGCGUCGCCGCAGGAGCCAGCUAUGGCGCCUACAUGAUCACUUGGAUUCAAGGCAGCGAGUUCGGUCGUAAAUUCAAAGCUCUUGUCUCCCACGACGGCUCAUUCAUUGGCGACGCCAUGAUCGCUACAGACGAGCUGUGGUUUAUUGAACAUGACUUCAACGGAACCUUCUGGACAACCCGAGACAACUACCACAACUGGGAUCCCUCUGGCCCCGGUCGGGUCCUCCAAUUCAGUACCCCCCAGCUGGUCAUCCACAGCGACAAGGACUACCGUGUCCCUGUCUCUGAGGGUAUCGCGCUCUUCAAUGUUCUCCAGGAGAGAGGCGUGCCCAGUCGGUUUUUGAAUUUCCCCGAUGAGGAUCAUUGGGUAACCGGCCAAGAAAACAGCCUCGUCUGGCACCAGCAGGUCCUAGGCUGGCUGAACCGAUACUCCGGAGUCGAGAAGUCGAACCCGGACGCUGUCAGUCUCGAUGAUACGGUUAAUCCGGUUGUUAACAUUAACCCAUGA
Aspergillus heteromorphus CBS 117.55 is the source of this 2184-nucleotide messenger RNA. RefSeq names its product dipeptidyl peptidase DppV (gene dppV). Gene Ontology annotation, molecular function: serine-type endopeptidase activity. NCBI's taxonomy places the organism in Eukaryota, Fungi, Ascomycota, Eurotiomycetes, Eurotiales, Aspergillaceae. The transcript has 8 exons. Bases 1 to 2184 code for a protein of 727 amino acids. The record is from RefSeq and is a predicted model, not a curated record. Gene Ontology annotation, biological process: proteolysis.